UCCGUUGUAGGCAAAUUAAUUAACACACUCUCUCUCUCGAUUCUGUAAAUAUAUUCCCUCUCUUGCACUUAAAGAGUGGUUGACAAAAUUGUUACAGUGUUGGUUUUUGUGUCUUUCAAUGUCUGAGGCUUUUCGUCUUUAUAAAACUGAAGAGUACUCCAGAGAAUCUUUCAGUUUAUUGUGAUAUCGUGAGGGAUUGAGACAAGACAGUCAUUUGGAUAAUCCUUCAAUAAAAAGUUAAAAAAUCAGUGUUGCAAUUAUGACUGAAGAGAAUCAUAGAAAUUCGAUCCCAAUGACCGUAACAAUUGGAACUGGAGAGGAAUCUCCGGGAAAUCCUGUUGAGGAUAGUGAGAAAAAAGGGGUGGAUAUAACAUAUGGAAUAGAUGAUGCUCCUCCAUGGUAUUUGUGCAUAUUUCUCGCAGUGCAGCACUACAUGACCAUGAUUGGAGCUAUCGUGUCUAUUCCCUUCAUCCUCACCCCUGCUCUCUGCAUGGAGGACGAAAAUCCUGCCAGAGGAGUCAUUAUCUCCACCAUGAUCUUCGUCACGGGUUUGGUAACGUGGCUUCAGGCUACGUGGGGCUGUAGAUUACCAAUAGUUCAAGGUGGGACAAUAUCCUUUCUUGUUCCUACUCUGGCUAUCCUCCAUCUGCCUCAGUGGAAGUGUCCAGAUCCUGACGUUCUGGGCGCAAUGCCAGAAGACGAAAAGGAAGAACUGUGGCAGAUUCGAAUGAGAGAACUAUCAGGAGCAAUUGCUGUGUCUGCUCUUGUCCAGGUCUUCAUUGGGUACACUGGUCUAGUUGAACGUCUCAUAAAGAUUAUCACACCACUUACAAUUGUGCCCACAGUGUCCCUUGUCGGACUUACAUUGUUUGAACAUGCAGCUGCCACAGCUUCCAAGCAUUGGGGAAUCGCUGUGGGAACCACAGCUAUGCUUACGCUCUUCUCUCAAGUAAUGGUCAAUGUGAAUAUUCCUGUGGUUAAAUACAGAAAAGGACAUGGGCUGGAAACUCGACCAUUUGCCCUAUUCAAACUCUUCCCAGUCCUCUUGACGAUAAUCAUCAUGUGGGGACUUUGUGGGCUUCUGACUCUUUUUGAUGUGUUCGAACCAGGUAAUCAGGCACGCACAGAUGUCCGGUUGAAAGUCCUCACAGACGCAUCUUGGUUCAGAGUACCCUAUCCUGGCCAAUUUGGCAUUCCCACUGUCACUCUGGCAGGAGUUUUGGGAAUGCUGGCUGGAGUGAUUGCCUGUACAGUGGAAUCUGUCAGCUACUACCCAACAGUUUCCAGGAUGUGCGGAGCCAAGAGUGUUCCAGCUCAUGCUCUCAAUCGCGGGAUCGGAAUUGAGGGUUUGGGAACAAUGUUGGCAGGAUUAUGGGGUUCAGGGAAUGGGACAAAUACUUUUGGGGAGAAUGUGGGAGCUAUUGGAAUCACCAAAGUCGGCAGCAGAAGGGUCAUUCAAUGGGCAGCUGGUAUUAUGAUACUCCAAGGAGUUAUCAGUAAAUUCGGAGCAGUAUUCAUUAUGAUCCCAGAUCCCGUUGUCGGGGGUAUUUUCUGCGUAAUGUUUGGCAUGAUUUGUGCCUUUGGCCUUGGAGCCCUACAGUACGUGAAUCUCCAGUCAGCCAGGAAUCUCUACAUCAUCGGACUCUCUCUGUUCUUCCCAUUGGUUCUGUGCCAAUGGAUCCAGAAACAUCCGGGAGUUAUAAAAACUGGAAACGAUACAGUUGAUGCCACUCUGUCUGUCCUCCUGGGCACAUCAAUUCUUGUCGGAGGCGUUAUUGGAUGCCUCCUGGAUCACGUAAUUCCAGGGACAAGGGAAGAACGAGGCCUCGUUGCGUGGGAAAAAGAAAUUGACUCCCUAACCGGGGAUGCAGAUGGGGAAAUCGUCACUUCAACUUAUGACUUCCCCUAUGGAAUGAGUCUCCUGAGGAGAUGGAAAUGGACUUCCAAGAUACCCUUCCUACCCACAUACAAACCCGCCGCAAAAAAGAACUAGUUACUGUGCUGUGAGGAAAUUAAUCUCAAGAGAAUUCAAGAACUAUUGAUUUUUUUUCUUCCGAACUUUCAGAAAAAUUAUUAUUCUUAAAUUGAGAGUUAUAUUUCAAUUAUUAAAAUAGAGAAAAUUUAAAAAACAA
Phlebotomus papatasi is the source of this 2132-nucleotide messenger RNA. Its product is annotated as solute carrier family 23 member 2. Gene Ontology annotation, molecular function: transmembrane transporter activity. Bases 260 to 1993 code for a protein of 577 amino acids. The transcript is spliced from 4 exons. Lineage: Eukaryota; Metazoa; Arthropoda; Insecta; Diptera; Psychodidae. Gene Ontology annotation, cellular component: membrane. Gene Ontology annotation, biological process: transmembrane transport. The record is from RefSeq and is a predicted model, not a curated record.